AUGGCAGAGGGGCUCCUGUGUGUCAAGCGCCUUGCUUUCAAAGGCAGGGGGAUUCAGAACGGCGAGAUCGGUCUUACGCCUUGUGAUACUGUAUUUGUGGAAAAAUCCAGGCUGUUCUUCGUUGUCACUAGCGUCUUUUCUUACCCGCUCUUUGAGGUCUACAGCCAUGAAAUCCAUGUAGCAUUACAUGAUGCAUUAAACAAUGAGAAGAGCAUUUGUCAUGUACAGUUAGUAGUACAGCUUUCUCCACAGGGAAGUAUCAAGCAAGAGCACAUCAACGUUGCUCCUUCUACAGAAUCUUUUCCUAACUGGAGAUCUAUACUAUCACCAACACGGCCUUUUACAGAAACUAAGACUUCCUCAGUAGCUGACAUUUCUGUUGGAAAGACUUUAGAGAAUGCAAACUUGCUUCAGAUGAUCAGAACAACACUGACUGGCACACGUGCCAGAACUAUGGAUCAAACUAAUCUUUCACCCACUCUUUAUCAAGGCAGUGGAAAUAGUGCAUCACAGGAACCUGCUGAAGUUUCAGCUGAUUCACCUCUGAGGUCAUCAUCUCAAGAUGCAGAUGAACCAGCUGCUGUAUCAGGUUUGCCUCAACUCGUGUUAUCUGGAGUGUCUUCUGGUGCAAUACCUACAGUAGAAACUUCAGAAGCAAAACAAAUAACAAGAAAAUCAUCUCCAACUUCACUAGUGCCAACUUCUUCCUUCUUUUCUCUAGGCACUGAAAACACACCUUUGCCAUCUGUGAUGGCUUUAAGCACACCAAUACUGUCGCUGACAAAAUAUAACACCACCACAAAAUUGACAUCAAUUCUAAGCUCAGUAGGAGCACACACAGAUUUUCCUUUUGCAACAAAAAACACAACUGUAUCACCCGUGGAGAUGACAGCUAUACUUGCACCUCCUAAAAGUAGCACAGUCACAGCUUCCACACUUACAUCCACAGUACAUGCACCAAGGCAGAUAAAAACAACCAUAGCUGACACCCAGAAAUUCCCAAACUCAGAAAUCACCAAAACGUCAACCCCCUAUCCGCUGACAAUUACAGCAGCUUUGACAUCUAUUACAGCAUCAGCGAAAACAACUAGGCUUCCCCCUACUCCACUGGAAAGCACUUCUGCUCUUCCUGAAACAGCAGCAGCACCUUUGGCGAGUGUGACAGCAGCUCCUCUUCUGGAAUGCCACCUCUCCAGGAACCAGAUGCUUAAAACAGUUCUGCUUCUGAAUACAAGAAGGUUACUGAUCAGCAAUUCCUUCAAGGAGAGUGUGACAGAAGGAUUGAACCAAAUGUUGAGACAAGCCUUCAACCAAAAUGCCAGCGCUCAGAUUGAAAUCCUGGAACAAUCAAAUAACAUAACAAUUGGUUACUAUGUUACACGGGAAAGGCUGGUUUUCAUGCCAGCUGCGGUAAUUGAAAGGCUUAUUGCUUAUGGUAUUAGCAAUGCCACGGCAGACAUAAAGCAGCAUGUACCAAACCUUCAGUAUGUUGCUGUCCUGGCCUUGCCAUGGAAUCCCCUACCUGCAUACCACUUCCAGCUGAAAACAGAGCUGCAGUUUGUGGGUCAAACCGACAAUAUACAGUCAUGCAAAUUUGUUCAGACCAUGGAGCAACGAUUACAGAAAGCAUUUCAGGAUGCUGAAAGAAAGGUCUUAAAUACCAGCAGCAACUUAACAGUUCAGAUUUUGAAUACCUCCAAUGUCUCCCAAGCUGUCACUCUGUUUUAUGUAGUCAGCAAUCAAAGUACAACUCUAAAUGGCACCAUUUCCAGCAACCUUCUUAAUCAGCUGUCAGCUGAACUAGUGGGAUUCUAUCUAACCUACCCUCCUCUCACCAUUGCAGAAUCUCUGGAGUAUCCAAACCUUGAUGUCUCAGAGUCAACUAGAGACUACUGGGUGAUUACAGUUAUACAAGGGGUAGAUAUUACAUUACUGGGACUGAACAAUCAGAGCUUCGCAAGAUUAAUGGAGCAGCGUUUGGCCCCACUCUUUAUGAUGUCCCAUCAACAAGGAAGAAGAUUUAAACGUGCCACUACUGUGGGCAGCUACACUGUGCAGAUGGUAAAAAUCCAGCGUAUUCCAGGACCCAAAGAGCCGGCUGAACUGACAUACUAUGCUUUAUACAAUGGGAAACCUUUGCUGGGUACUGCAGCUGCCAAAAUUUUGAGUACUGUUGACUCACAGCGCAUGGCCUUGACACUAGGUUAUGUUAUUCAAGUUCAAGCUGAUCCUGUUGUGAAAAACCCACCGAACAACCUGUGGAUCAUUGCUGCAGUGCUUGCUCCCAUUGCUGUGGUUACAGUUAUCAUCAUUAUCAUUACGGCAGUUCUGUGCAGAAAAAACAAGAGUGACUUCAAACCAGAUACCAUGAUGAACCUGCCUCAGAGAGCUAAACCAGUGCAAGGCUUUGACUAUGCCAAGCAACAUUUAGGUCAGCAAGGAGCUGAAGAUGAGGUUUUACCUGUAACUCAAGAAACUGUCGUACUUCCACUUCCAGUUAGAGAUGCUCCUGCCUCCCAGGAGAGAGAAAUCACUCAGGAUGGGAGCACCAUUAAAACUGCCAAAUCCAAUGAGACAAGGAAAAGCAGGUCACCUAGCCAGAACGGCUCCGUCAUCACCACCGAAUCGGGAAAGCCCAGCUCUGGACGAAGCUCCCCGCAGAAAGUAAUGGCACAGCAAAAAGUGACAAAAGAUGAUGGAAGAAAAAGAAAUGGUUUAAAAUCUUCAAAGAAAAUAGUGCCCGUAAGUGAUGAGGAGGAAGGAGGUAUUCUCUUUGAUAACAUUGCCAAAUCUGCUAUUGAUCGCUUCGACACCUCUUCUGGAUCUGUACAGCUGAUAGCUAUCAAACCUGUGGCACUACCUGCUGUUCAUGCUGCAUCAGACAGAAGCCAGGAAUCUGCCAUCAUUAAUGGAGAGGUGAACAAAGCUUUGAAGCAGAAGUCUGAUAUAGAACAUUACCGCAACAAGCUGCGCUUGAAAGCCAAGAGGAAGGGAUACUAUGAUUUCCCCCAGGGUGAUAACAACAAGGGGCUGACAGAGAGAAAAAGGAUGUAUGAAAAACCCCCAAAAGAAAUGGACCACAUUUUGGAUCCAGAUACAGAUAUAUCAUCUCCAUUUGCUGAACCCAAAAGCAGGCAACAGAUGAAGAACUCUGUGUACAGAAGCAGGCAGUCUUUGAACAGCCCUAGCCCAGGAGAAACCGAAAUGGAUCUUCUGGUCACCCGAGAAAGACCUAGACGUGGAAUCCGUAACAGUGGAUAUGAUACUGAGCCUGAAAUUAUAGAAGAAACAAAUGUUGACCGUAUCAAUGAGCCUCGAGGUUAUAUCAGGUCCCGUCAAGCUAAAGGCCACUCAGAGACCUCUACUUUAAGUUCUCAGCCUUCAAUAGAUGAAGUUCGACAACAGAUGCAUAUGCUCUUAGAAGAGGCUUUCAGUCUGGCCUCUGCCGGCCAUGGAGGGCAGAACAGACAAGACGCUUACAGUUCAACAGCGCACUUACCAUACUCGGAGGUGGUGACAAGUGCUCCUGGUACCAUGACCCGACCUAGAGGAGGUGUACAGUGGGUACCAACAUACAGACCAGAAAUGUAUCAGUACAGUUUACCAAGACCAGCUUACAGAUUUUCUCAGCUUCCUGAGAUGGUAAUGGGUUCUCCUCCACCCCCUGUCCCUCCCAGAACAGGUCCUGUGGCUGUUGCCUCUCUCAGGAGGUCUACAUCGGAUAUUGGCAGCAAAAUGAGAAUACCUGAACCCAGUGGGGUAGAUCAGGCCCAGCAUCAUGAUCAGGCAUCUUUUGCCCCUGGUUCAAGAGCUCCAGUGUCUGUUGGUCCACUUGAUCAGCCAGCUUUUCACUCAGGAAAUACAGUACCAGCAGUAUUUGCCAUCCCAGCAGCAAACCGACCUGGCUUCACAGGCUAUUUUAUCCCAACACCACCCACUGCAUACAGGAACCAAGCCUGGAUGCCCUAUGCUGGAGAGAAUGAGUUACAAGGGCAAUGGGCAGACUCGGUUCCACUUCCUGGAUACAUAGAGGCUUAUCCAAGGCCCCGCUACCAGCAUAAUUCACCUUCACGUCUGCCUCGCCAGUACAGCCAGUCAGCCAGCAUGCACCCUAGCCUGGAACAAGCUCCUUUGCCGUCUACUGCAGCUUCUCAGCAGAGCUUAACGGAAAAUGACCCUUCUGAUGCUCCUCUCACCAACAUUUCUACAGCUGCUCUAGUAAAGGCAAUAAGAGAGGAAGUUGCUAAACUGGCCAAAAAGCAAACAGAUAUGUUUGAGUUCCAGGUCUAA
Messenger RNA from Rhea pennata, 4290 nucleotides. Its product is annotated as KIAA1549 like. Lineage: Eukaryota; Metazoa; Chordata; Aves; Rheiformes; Rheidae. The transcript has 23 exons. Bases 1 to 4290 code for a protein of 1429 amino acids. The record is from RefSeq and is a predicted model, not a curated record.